Messenger RNA from Prosopis cineraria, 630 nucleotides. RefSeq lists its product as uncharacterized. The coding region runs from base 1 to 630 and encodes 209 amino acids. The record is from RefSeq and is a predicted model, not a curated record. Gene Ontology annotation, molecular function: DNA helicase activity. Gene Ontology annotation, biological process: DNA repair; telomere maintenance. NCBI's taxonomy places the organism in Eukaryota, Viridiplantae, Streptophyta, Magnoliopsida, Fabales, Fabaceae. The transcript has a single exon.
AUGGCACACAAGUUUUGUUUUGAAGCUCCUGAUAAAUGCUUAAAAGAUAUUCUAAAGUUUAGUAACCUAUUGGCUACCAAUCUUCCAUCUGGAGGAAAAGUUGUUGUGCUUGGUGAAGACUUUAGGCAGAUCCUUCCUGUUAUUCCAGGUGGAUCUAGCAAAAAGAUUGUUUUUGCUACCAUUAACUCUUCGUACACAUGGGAUAAUUGUCAAUUUCUUACACUAAUAAGAAACAUGAGACUUAUGGCAACAAAUAAUAUGGCAUCCAAUAGUGAUAUUCAAGAUUUUGUUGACUGGAUAAUCUCAAUUAGUGAUGAGACUUUUGCUGGAGUUAAUGAAGGAUCUGUGAAUAUUAAAAUCCCAGCUAAUUUGUUAUUAGAUGGUUCAGAUAAUCUAAUAAAGUCUACUGUUGAUUCAACUUUUAUGAAUUUCCUUAACAAUGUCAAUAAUUCUUUAUAUUUUAGAUAUUGGGCUAUCUUAGCCCUUACAUUGACUGUGGUUGAAGAAAUAAACAAGUAUAUGUUAUCCAUGAUCCUUGGAGAGGAAGUUGUAUACUUGAGUUUUGAUAAUGUUGUAAAAGAUGAUAGGGACAUGAUUCACUUGAUGACUUACACUUUUCAGAUUUUCUAA